Messenger RNA from Aspergillus tanneri, 372 nucleotides. RefSeq lists its product as uncharacterized. Bases 1 to 372 code for a protein of 123 amino acids. The record is from RefSeq and is a predicted model, not a curated record. The transcript has a single exon. Lineage: Eukaryota; Fungi; Ascomycota; Eurotiomycetes; Eurotiales; Aspergillaceae.
AUGGGCCCGAAGAAGGGAAAAGCGCCUGCUAGGGAUGAAUCUCCAUACUGUACACCUGGCCCAUCCUCUCCUGCGAUAAUAAGACCACUACCACGAGAUACUGCGUCGGAGGAGGAAGAGGAUGAUCGCAUGGAAUACGUGUCAAGGGAUCAAUUUAGGGAUCUCCAAGCGCAGCUGCAGAAUCAACAAACUCAAAUGCAGCAAAUAAUAGAGCUAAUUCAACGCAGUCAAUCGCCCCUUUUAAGUACGCCUACUCCAAAUCCGAAGCCCACAUCAACAGCUCUACCGCCACCAAGCGAGGAUGACGCCGGCCGCGCGAGUAUAAUACAAGCAGUCAGCGCCAUGCGGAAGGAUGUUGGUCGAAAGCUUUAA